CAGCUGAAAUUGACACAUUUGUUGCCAGCGCCGCUGUUGCCAUUUGGAAGGGAAGGAGAGGAGGGGAGGUGGAGGGGGGGAAUCCCCCGGCUCCCUCGCCUCAUGUCUCCCCAGCUCAGGCUCACUGCUCAAGGACAAUUUGCCCAGAAAGAGAGGCAGCAGCAACAUCUGUGGCUCCAAUGUCUUCAACAAUAAGCAUCGUUUUCCCCCAGGCAACGAGGACAGGGUUUAUUUACUCUUUUUUGUUGUUGUUUCAGAUUUCCGAGGAUUAACUGGAGGUGACUUUUCUGGCCGCCCACCUCCCAGUAUUACUUUAGCUCUCUCUCUCUCUCUCUCUGUGUGUGUGAAGGGAACAAAAGGGACACAAGUGAUCGCUGUCGACAGCCACAACAAAAAGGAGAAUCCCACUUUCCGCCUCCUGGAGGAAUUUUUGGAGGUUUGGUUUAUUCCGAUGGAAAAUUGGGAAUGCAGCGUUUGAUCGACCCAUUUACUGAGGGGAUUGAAGACCUGAAUGAAUGACAAAGGAGAGCGGGGGGGGGGGGGGCCGCAGUUUCCACUUAAAACGACUCUAAGCUGUUUGUAAAAUCGACUUAAAUGUGAAGAGCUCGUGAGUCAACAGAGGCCCCUUAACCCCAGGAGCUGUGUCCAGAUCUAUUGUUCCAAAGUGCCUGCUAGAGCUUGGAUUCCUCCACACACCUUGACUGCUUUCUUUGUCUGGUUCAUCCCUGCCGAUGUAAAUGUGAUGGAACUGAUGUUCGCCGAGUGGGAGGAUGGUGAAAGGUUUUCCUUUGAAGAUAGUGACCGGUUUGAGGAAGAUUCCCUCUGUUCUUUCAUCUCUGAGGCAGAGAGCUUGUGUCAGAACUGGCGAGGAUGGCGGAAGCAGUCUGCUGGUCCCAAUUCACCCACUGUUAAGAUCAAAGAUGGCCAAGUUACCCCUUUGGUAGAACUGUCAGCCAAGCAAGUAGCCCUUCACAUUCCCUUUGAAGUAGUUGAAAAGGUUUAUCCACCAGUACCUGAACAACUGCAGCUUCGCAUCGCCUUCUGGAGUUUCCCAGAAAACGAGGAAGACAUCAGAUUAUACUCAUGUCUGGCUAAUGGCAGUGCUGAUGAAUUCCAAAGAGGGGAGCAACUGUUCAGAGUACGGGCAGUCAAGGAUCCACUGCAGAUAGGAUUUCAUUUGAGUGCCACAGUGGUCCCUCCGCAGACUGCUCAAGCUAAAGGAGCAUUCAAUGUAGCUGUUAUGUUUGACCGCUGCAGGAUAACCUCGUGUAGCUGUACCUGUGGAGCAGGAGCUAAAUGGUGUGCCCACGUGGUAGCACUUUGUCUCUUCAGAAUACACAAUGCCUCGGCGGUGUGUUUGCGAGCACCAGUGUCUGAAUCGCUGUCCCGAUUACAGAGAGAUCAGCUGCAAAAGUUUGCUCAGUAUUUGAUCAGUGAAUUACCUCAGCAGAUUCUUCCCACUGCACAAAGGCUCCUUGAUGAGUUGCUUUCAUCCCAGUCAACAGCAAUUAACACAGUCUGUGGGGCUCCAGAUCCCACUGCUGGACCAUCUGCUUCAGACCAGAGCACCUGGUACCUUGAUGAAUCUACACUUAGUGACAACAUCAAGAAAACGCUCCACAAGUUCUGUGGCCCCUCUCCUGUUGUGUUCAGUGAUGUCAACUCUUUGUAUUUAUCGUCAACGGAGCCACCAGCUGCUGCGGAGUGGGCUUGUCUCCUACGCCCCCUUCGUGGGCGAGAGCCAGAGGGCAUCUGGAACCUUUUAUCUAUUGUCCGCGAGAUGUUCAAACGCCGCGAUAGUAAUGCAGCUCCCCUCCUUGAAAUUCUCACCGAUCAGUGUCUGACGUAUGAGCAGAUAAUUGGGUGGUGGUACAGUGUCCGAACCUCCGCAUCUCACAGCAGCGCCAGUGGUCACACAGGCCGUAGUAAUGGCCAGUCGGAAGUGGCAGCUCACGCGUGUGCCAGCAUGUGUGACGAGAUGGUGGUCUUAUGGCGGCUGGCUGUCCUGGAUCCCACCAUGAGCCCUCAGAGGAGGAAAGAGCUUUGCUCACAGCUCAGGCAGUGGCACCUGAAGGUGAUUGAAAUUGUGAAGAGAGGGCAGCACCGUAAGUUGCUGGACAAACUCUUCCAAGGCUUUAAGCCUGCGGUGGAGGCGUGCUACUUCAGCUGGGAGGAGGCUUUCCCCAUUCCGGGCAUCACCUAUAACAGCGCCGAGAAGAAGAGCAGCUUCUGCUGGGCCAAAGCGAUGCAACACAAGAGCAGCAAGGCCUGCGGGGAAGCGCCGAGCGCCGAUCCGACCUGCGAGGCUGGCGGCGCGGCCCCGCCAAAAACUCAAGGGCCCGAGGCUGCCGGGGCGAAGCUGGCGCCGGUCAGCAAAGGCAGGACCCCGCCAGAAACGGCCGUCCGGCCGAAAGACAGCGCGGCCAAAAGGAAAGCUACCUCCGACGUCUCCCGGACCAACCUGAGCCGGGCGUCAACCGAGGCCGACAAGCCCGUUUAUAAGCCGAGCACAACCAAAUGUAAACUACCUCAGGGGAAAUGCUCUGCCAGCAAACAUUCAGGGAAAAGGCGGACGAGCAGCGAGGACAGCUCAUUGGAACCCGACCUGGCAGAACUCGGCCUGGACGACGGGAACCUUGCACUCGGGGCUGAAGCCUGCAAUACCUUUGACUUUGACGAUGGUCCCACCAACAGCUACAAGGGCUUGUAUCCAGAUGAAAAUGAAGGUUUCUUUGCUGAAAAUUUUGACCCCGAAGCAAACGGCACUGCGGCGAAGGGGCAGGCUGGAGAACAGGUUGAAGAAAUGAGCAAUGGCGAACAAGAAGCUCUUGCAGAGACUGGCUCCUUAUCGAAAACACAUGGGUCGGAAAUUGCCGAUGUCACGGGAGAGGAUGACUAUCAAGUUUAUUACCUUAAUCCACAGGAAGUGGCUAAAGAAGAGGAAAAACAAGAUGGAAGCAAUGAAGAGGAACAGGACAUCUUUGCUGGGUUAAAACCACUUGAACAAGAGAGUAGGAUGGAGGUGUUGUUUGCCUGUGUGGAGGCACUAUAUGCCCACGGCUACAAUAACGAAGCUUGUCGACUGGCGAUUGACCUCGCCAGAGACCUCUUGGCCAAUCCUCCGGAUUUGAAGGUGGAACAGCCUCAGACGAAGGGCAAAAAGAACAAAGUUUCGACUCACAAGCAAACACUAAUUGCUACCAAUACCCUGGCUAAAGCUGCCUUCUUGCUAAUAGUCCUCAGUGAAAGGCAGGAACUCCACAAUCUGGCCUAUAGCAUUGGAAUGUUUUCCUUGGAGCUGCAGAGACCACCAGCAUCAACGAAAGCCCUGGAGGUAAAGCUCGCCUACCAGGAGUCCGAAAUUGUGGCAUUGUUGAAGAAGAUCCCAUUGGGUGUCAGUGAGAUGAACACAAUCCGAGAAAGGGCAGAACAGCUGAGGGAAGGAAACUUCUGUGAUUACAGGCCUGUCCUGCCACUUAUGUUGGCCAGUUUCAUCUUUGAUGUUUUGUGCACUCCAGUUGUUUCACCAACUGGCUCGAGGCCCCCAAGUCGUAAUCGCAACAACGAGAUGCCUGGAGACGAGGAGCUCGGCUUUGAGGCAGCUGUUGCUGCAUUGGGUAUGAAAACCACUGUAAGUGAAGCGGAACACCCCCUGUUAUGUGAAGGCACCAGGAGAGAGAAAGGAGACCUUGCACUUGCCCUCAUGAUCACGUACAAAGACGAUCAAGCUAAGCUUAAAAAAAUCCUGGACAAGUUGUUGGACAGAGAGAGCCAAACGCAUAAGCCUCAAACGUUGAGUUCGUUCUACUCGUCAAGCAAGCCACUGGCCACCAGUCAGAAAUCUCCAUCAAAGCACGUGUCGCAGGCAGCUUCGACUGUCCAUCAGAUGGCAAGCACAUCCUCAUCACCUCAGCAAACCAGUGUGGCGGCCCCCGUGCAGAACACUCCAGCAGAGAACUUUCCGGAAGGAUCCACACAAGAGAAUGUUCAGCGCACCCCCAGCGAACCACCAAGCGAGUCUGGCACUUUCAAACAGGAGGGGAAGAUCCCAAGUCGAUUGACACUCGGCAGCAGAGGUGGAUACAACGGGCGAUGCUGGGGAUCGCCAGUCAGGCAGAAGAAAAAGCACACAGGCAUGGCCAGCAUUGACAGCAGUGCUCCCGAGACCACCUCGGACAGUUCCCCCACGCUGAGUCGCCGGCCCAUCCGUGGAGGGUGGGCAGCCACAUCCUGGGGAAGAGGACAGGACAGUGACAGUAUCAGCAGCUCAUCCAGCGACUCCCUAGGAUCAUCCUCCUCCAGCGGCAGUCGAAGGGCCAGUGGAGGCGCUCGUACAAAAAGCACUGACGUUGGGAGAUACAAAGGCAGACGUCCGGAAUGCCAUGCUCCCCAUGUACCCAACCAGCCAUCUGAAGCAGCUGCCCAUUUUUACUUUGAGCUUGCAAAGACUGUCCUUAUUAAAGCAGGAGGCAACAGCAGCACAUCCAUUUUUACCCACCCUUCAGCCAGUGGAGGACACCAGGGUCCCCAUCGCAACCUCCAUCUCUGUGCAUUUGAAAUUGGGCUGUACGCACUGGGAUUGCACAAUUUUGUGUCGCCAAACUGGCUCUCGAGAACCUACUCUUCCCAUGUCUCCUGGAUUACAGGCCAGGCGAUGGAAAUUGGUAGUGCAGCACUGAACAUUUUGGUGGAAUGUUGGGAUGGUCACCUCACCCCCCCGGAAGUGGCAUCUUUAGCAGAUCGUGCAUCACGUGCAAGGGAUCCCAACAUGGUGCGAGCUGCAGCGGAGUUGGCUUUGAGCUGUCUACCCCACGCCCACGCUCUGAACCCUAACGAGAUCCAGAGAGCAUUGGUUCAAUGCAAGGAACAAGAUAACACCAUGUUGGAGAAGGCUUGCAUGGCAGUGGAGGAAGCUGCCAAAGGCGGUGGUGUUUACCCCGAGGUGCUCUUCGAGGUCGCCCAUCAGUGGUACUGGCUUUAUGAGCAAACAGCUGGCGGCUUGCAGCAACAACGGGAGAUGUUGGCAAUCGGCGGCCGUGGAUCCCACGAGGCAGGCCGGGCAGCCACGGAACACUCGCCAUUAACCGACGGCUCAGCCACAGUGACGGUGGCGGCCACGGUGACGGCAACUGCCGUGGUGCCGGUCAUCACUGUCGGAUCCACCAUGUACCAACAGCACACCAUAGCCGGGACAGCAAUCGCACAUCCCCACGGACAGGUCUUCCCAACCAGCCCGGCCAUGACACAUCCCUACACUACAAUCCAAACUCAUAUACCAUCUGUCUGUAACGCUGCCUAUCUUGGACAUCCGAUACAACAUGUCCCUCGGCCUGCAAUUUUUCCUGUUGCUGGAGCUGCCUAUCCUCAGGGUAUGCACCCGGCAUUCAUUGGAGCUCAGUACCCUUAUACAGUUGCAACCACCACCCAUCCAGCCAUGGCUGCUCCACCAGUGACCUUCGCAGGGGUUCCUGUGCCCCCUAUGACACCAAUGGCAGUGCAUCCCUACCAAUCCGAUCCGAGCCUGCCCCUGGCAUCGACUGUAGCAGUUGCCAGUGUGCAGACUGGAACCACUUUCCAGGCUGUUCAAGGAGCAUCAAUGCCAACCUUAACAACACAAGGCCCCUCGAUAGUAGCCCCAACCUUCCCUACAGAAGAUGAACAGCACUCUCAACCUGUCAGUCCUCAGGGACUGCACUACCUGCAUUCAGCUUACAGAGUUGGAAUGCUGGCUUUGGAAAUGCUUGGUAGACGAGCUCACAAUGAUCACCCAAACAAUUACUUCUCGAGGAGUCCACCUUACACAGAGGAUGUGAAAUGGUUGUUAGGUUUAGCAACACGGUUGGGUGUGAACUAUGUCUAUCAGUUCUGCAUGGGUGCAGCCAAAGGAGUACUGAGUCCGUUUGUACUACAGGAGAUAAUCAUGGAGGCCCUACAACGCCUUAAUCCUGCUCAUGUACAUGCCCACCUUCGAACCCCUGCGUUCCACCAGCUUGUUCAGAGAUGCCAGCAAGCAUAUAUGCAGUGCAUCCAGUACAGAUUGUACCACAUCGCGCCAGCAGAUUACGAUGAUUUUGUAAACAUCAUCCGUAGUGCACGCAGUGCCUUCUGCUUAACACCUGUCGGAAUGAUGCAGUUCAACGAAAUACUUCAGAAUUUAAAACGUGCAAAGGGUCAAACUAAGGACUUGUGGCAAAGAAUCUCAUUGGAAAUGGCAACCUUUUCUCCUUGAUGUCCGUUGGUUUGUGCAGAUUUAGGUUUAAUAUUACCCACCCUCCCCUUUCCCCUUUUUAAACCACUCUUCCUGUACUCUUUACUGCUACAUUCCUCCUUUAAACUAAGGUUUUAAAUGUCAGAAAGCCACAAUAGUUUUUUUUUAGUUGUUGGUCUUGUGAAUUACUGCCAGAUUUCAAGAGCAACCCCUUUCUUCCAUCAAUCCACAACCCUUCCUCCCCACACACAAAAAAAACUUUUCUAUGAGGUAGUUAUUAUUCAUGUACAUGUCUUUAACUGUGUGUUUAUAAAGAAAUGUGUGCUGCAAGUGUGACUGGGUAAAUGGACUGCUCGAGCAGGAGAGGCCCAUCUACAGCAGCCACCCUCAAUAGACUGUGGUUUUUAUUUAUCUGAAUUUCUCUUUUUUUUUGCCUUUGUUUCUUCAAUAUUAAUGUUUUUUCAUACUUAAAAAAGUUUUCAAUUGUUUAAAAGAAUUAUAUAUUCAGAUUCCAGUGCCACUGGGAUAGUUAAAGCUUUGACACAUUUUUCAGUGUUACAAAUCAGCUUAUGUAGAUUUCUGCACUGACCCACCCUGUGUGUCUUCUUCCUGUAAUGUUAAUAUUUUACAAAUCUGUUCUUAAGUUUUGGUCCACAUCCUUUUUUUCUCCCUGUAAAGGCCACACAGGUAGUCCUGAUGCUGUCUGUGCUAGGAAACUUGCAUGAAUGUUUUGUGUGGGUAGUUUUGUUGACAACAAAAAAAAACUUUAUUAUCCAACCAUUCUGUGCUGUGUUGAAUACAUACACAAUUAUUUUUGAUUAAAGUACACAAAAAAAAUGCAGUACUCUGCUUGUAAAGGCCCUAUAUUAAAUGCUUGGUUUUGGAA
Carcharodon carcharias (great white shark) is the source of this 7094-nucleotide messenger RNA. RefSeq names its product zinc finger, SWIM-type containing 8 (gene zswim8). The coding region runs from base 743 to 6229 and encodes 1828 amino acids. The record is from RefSeq and is a predicted model, not a curated record. NCBI's taxonomy places the organism in Eukaryota, Metazoa, Chordata, Chondrichthyes, Lamniformes, Lamnidae. Gene Ontology annotation, molecular function: zinc ion binding. The transcript is spliced from 26 exons. Gene Ontology annotation, cellular component: Cul2-RING ubiquitin ligase complex.